Anolis carolinensis (green anole) is the source of this 7036-nucleotide messenger RNA. RefSeq names its product endoplasmic reticulum metallopeptidase 1 (gene ermp1). Gene Ontology annotation, molecular function: metalloexopeptidase activity. The record is from RefSeq and is a predicted model, not a curated record. Bases 196 to 2883 code for a protein of 895 amino acids. The transcript has 15 exons. NCBI's taxonomy places the organism in Eukaryota, Metazoa, Chordata, Lepidosauria, Squamata, Anolidae. Gene Ontology annotation, biological process: proteolysis.
CCCACGUGACCUUGUGAGGAGACUCACUCGCUUCGCCUCACCCCCCCUUCCCCUCCGCUCCCUACUUAUUGUUCUCCUUCCUCGCGAAGGAUAGGCACUCCGAGCACUUUUGGCCCUCAUCCGCUGCCAUACUCAGAGCGCCCCGGCGUUGCUUUCGAGUCCUCCUCAGGCAAGGGCAAGAAGCGCCGGGCUUUCAUGGAGCGCAGCUCGGCGGCGGUCGGGGCCGUGAGGCGCCUCCGGACGCAGCAGCAGCAGCCCUCGCACCAAACCCAGCAGCAGAAGCGGCGGCGGCCGGAGAAGGAGCAAGAUGGAGAGAACUGGAAGAAGGCUGGGAAGGGAGGAAGCGGCGGCGGGAGGCUGCGGCUCCUGGCGCUGCCGGAGUGGCGCGUGGCGGUGGUGCUGCUCCUCUAUUGGCUCGCGCUGCGCGGGCUCGUACACCUCUCCUUCCAGCGGUUGGUCCAGUCGGCGCGCGGCCCGAAGGAAUUCAGCGCCCCGCGCGCCAGGGCAUAUCUAGAAAAUAUUACUGCAAUAGGCCCAAGAGCAGUUGGAAGCCCAGAAAAUGAAGUCUUCACAGUAAACUACCUCUUGGAACAAGUUAAAGCUAUUGAAAGAGAAAGCAGCCGUGCCCACAACAUCUCUGUAGAUGUACAAAGACCAACAGGCACCUUCAGUCUUGACUUUCUUGGAGGGUUCACUAGUUACUAUGACAAUAUUACUAAUGUCGUAGUUAAACUGGAACCCAGAAGUGGAGCUGAACAUGCUGUACUAUCCAACUGCCACUUUGACUCUGUAACAAAUACUUUAGGUGCCAGUGAUGAUGCUGUCAGCUGUUCUGUGAUGCUUGAGAUACUGCACGCUCUUUCAAAGUCAUCGGAACCCUUAAAACAUGCAGUUAUCUUUCUGUUUAACGGUGCAGAAGAAAGUAUCUUGCAGGCUAGCCAUGGCUUCAUUACACAGCAUCAUUGGGCUAAAUCCGUUAGAGCAUUUGUUAACCUGGAGGCUGCUGGAGUAGGAGGGAAAGAGCUUGUUUUUCAGACAGGGCCUGAAAACCCCUGGCUUGUAUAUGCAUACAUCUCUGCUGCAAAGCAUCCUUUUGGUUGUAUUAUGGCUCAAGAAGUGUUUCAGAGUGGCAUUAUCCCUGCAGAAACAGAUUUCCGAAUUUACCGAGAUUUUGGCAAUAUCCCAGGAAUAGACCUGGCUUUCAUUGAAAAUGGUUACAUCUAUCACACAAAAUUUGACACAGCAGACCGAAUUCUGACAGAUUCUAUUCAGAGGGCAGGUGACAAUAUUUUGGGUGUGCUCAAAUACUUAGCAACAUCAGAUAAACUGGCCAGAUCUCAUGAAUAUCGGCAUGGAAAUGUUGUUUUCUUUGAUAUCUUUGGUAUGUUUGUUCUGGCUUACCCAGCUCGCGUUGGUGCCAUUUUAAACUACACCAUCACUGCACUCGCAAUUCUUUAUCUAGGAAAAAAAAUUCUGCAGCCAAGAAAAAGAGCACUCAUGUAUAUAAAGGAACUUGCCAUUGCCUUUGGUUUCACAGUCCUUAGUUGGUUUGCAGCAUUGCUUGGCAUCCUUUUUGUGGCAAUAUUUAUUUCUCUGAUUGGGCGCUCUCUUUCCUGGUACACCCACUUCUAUGUCUCUGUUUUUCUCUAUGGAACAGCAGCUUUGGCAAAACUAAUUCUUGUACAUACAUUAGCCAAGACAUUUUAUUACAAACAUACAAAUGAGCAGUUCCUUGCAGAGAUCUUCUUUGACGUGCCAUUAGUUUUUUGGUCAAUUUCAUUGGCUUCACUUACUUACCUAGGAGUGUCCUCAGCAUUUGUCUGUGCAAUAUGGGUAGCAUUUCCUCUACUCACAAAAUUAAUCACCUAUAAGGAGUUGAAAGAAAAAGGUGCCACAAUGAAAUUCUUUACUAUGUACCUCCUGGGAAUGUCUAUUCCACACGUCUAUUCGUUAUACCUCAACUGGAUUAUAUUUGAAAUGUUUGUUCCCAUCAUGGGACGCAGUGGUUCUGAAAUCCCACCUGAUUUAAUAGUGGCUGCUUUUAUUGUUGUUAUUUCUAUAAUCCUGUCUUCCUACUUGGUUAAGUUCAUCUACCUUGCAAGAAGCACAAAAACAAUAAUAAUAACUUUAACAACAGUUUCUGUGAUCAUGUUCACACUUGUUUGCAGCGGAGUCUUUUUUCCUUACAGUUCAGAUGCAGCAAACCCAAGGCCUAAGAGAAUCUUUCUUCAGCACCUAAACAGAAGAUUUCAUAGCCUUGAUGGCCACUUGGAAAAAAGUGAUUCCGGAAUAUGGAUUAAUGGACUUGAUUAUGCUGGAAUGUCUCAUAUUACUCCUCAUAUACCUGAACUCAAUGACUCCAUUAGAACAAAAUGUGAUGAAGACUCACCACUUUGUGGCUUACCAUGGAUCCUUCCUGUGGACUAUUUAUUGAGAAAGAAUUGGUAUCUUCCUGCGCCAGCAAUUGCUCCCAAAGAACCUAUCCGCUUUCAGCUUCUCUCCAAAAAGCAAAUGCCUCAGGGUUCUACAAAGUUAACCUUUGAAGCGUCAGGUCCAAGUCACAUGUCGCUGUUCCUUCGGCCACAUCAAGGCUCAACUCUUUUCCGGUGGUCUCUUGGGGAUGGAACUCCCAUGGUGAAUGCCAUCGACGGGGAUUACUUUGUGUUUUAUUCUCAUGGGCUCCUGGCCUUGCCGUGGCAGUUUUGGAUAGAGUUGAAGGUCUCGGAUGAGAACACUAGAGGGAUGGUGACCCUUGCUAUAGUUACCCAUUAUUUAUUUGGGGACGAUCAGAAGUCUCCUCAAUUACAUGCCUUAAUAGACAGAUUCCCCAACUGGACAUUUCCCUCAGGCUGGGUCUCCACUUAUGACCAAUUUGUCUUUUAAUCCAGCAGCAACUCAAAAGCCAGUGGUUGUCCGUACAUUGUUGGAUGUGAUUUCUUGUCACAUGAUGUCUGGGCAAGUUGGAGAUGGUAUUAUUGACAGAAAAAUAACUUAGCCACAAGUGUAUUUCUAUGGCAGCUGAGAACCAUAAAAAAUACUACUAUAUUUCCUGCUUGGUCAGGAAGGAGGGGAUCUCUGGGUAUUUUAUGCAAAACUAUCCCCUUUUUCUCCCACUCAAAUGGCCUGUUCACCUCUUGUCUGCUUAACAUGAAAACUGCUUUUGUUGAAGUGGCAUUAGAACAGCCCUCCUGGGCAUCUUGCAAUAAGAGAGGCUUUGUGCAGAAACUCCCAAGCACAAUGUAUAAUAAUUUCACAGGCUUCAAUAACGCUCGUGCUGCCAUCCUUUAGUAUUGUAUUUUCAUCUGUCCUAAUCCACUAAAGACUGUGCCUCGGAGACUUUUAACACUGGAGAUCAUGAAAGUUAAGGAAGAAGUCAUGUGAUCACAGUUUGGCAGUACUGAUGCUCAUUUUGUAUGCAAUCAAAGUCCUUUAAAUUGUAAUGCUAGAGAACGUGGUGAGCGGGCUCCAAAUUUUGCGUGGUCUGAUGGUAUUCCUGGGUCCCCCUCCCCUGAACGAUUUGUGAUUCCUUCUUUGAUCCUUCUACUGCUGUGUCUCUUGCAGUAGAGGCUGGAUCAGACCCAUCUUCUCUUUGGGAAUCCUUGAACAUGAAAGCUAGUCACGCAGGUGUCUGAUGCAAGCACAUAAGCACUGUUUUAUAUAUUUCUAAGCACUGAGCCACCACUCUGGCCUUCCGUAUGCAUAAGUGUGAGUGUUUUGUAAUUUCGUUAUGGGUAAUCUGUUGAGUAAUUGUUGAAUUACCGAUGACUAACCUUUGUAUUAUUUAUUUGAUUUUCUUUGAGGUCUCCACAUCGACUCAAAAGUUGUGAGCUUUUGUGUUGGUUUUGGAAAACUUCCCAUGUCUAAAUGUCUAGAAAGUGCUUUUAUCAAAGAGGUUCAGUUGAGGGUGUCUGAAAGUUUAAGAAUGAGUAUCUGGUAAGGGAAUUGCUAUGGUUUCCCCUCCUCUCUUGAAUUUUAAGACCGUAAUCCUGUGGCCUCUGAGAAAGCAUCACAGGGACUAUAGAGUUUAUGGUGGAGCACUUUCUAUGUCCAAUUCCAAGAGAGGGGGCCACUUGCUCAAGCCACCUUCUUGCCAAUCAGGAAACAUUUGUACCCCUUUCCUGACUCCAGUGUUGAUGCUCCAGAUGGGCAGAAGAAUGGUCUUUUGUGUGUAUAUUGGGUGGUGGAAUCGUACCAAUUAAUGGUUUGAGACCACAGGACCUGAAGUACCCGUUUCCUCCAAGUCAACAGCAAGGUACUCAGAAAUGUCUUUUCCCCAUUUGAAACACUGGGAACGGAUGGGGAAGGAAGCAAGGCAGACAGUGUAACCAAAGGCAAAAAAAUUAAAAGGUAAAAAGAUACUCUCCUUGUUUUCAUGACAUCCUCCAUGCCAUAGAAGUGUUUUAUUGUGCAAAAGUAAAUUCCAAAGAUGACAGUUUAUGGGGGAAAUUAUUUCCAAAGCCAGAUACAUUGACCAAAGCCUCCUUUUCAUUCAUUCAUCUAGAGCAGAAAGGUGGCUGCCAGCAAGUCUCAUGAACUAGAAGCCAUUAAGAAAGGAUACAAAAAAGCACACAAUGUCUGGUAUUGUCUUGUUAUGAUUGGUGCUGGGAUAACUGGGGACCAGGAGCAGGUUACUUUUUGGAUAUUGAACAGGAAGAGUUUCUUCUUGUGUGUUGCAGCUCUACCUCCUACAUGCCAAACAGCUACUAAUUGGCCGGAGAUAGUUCUCUGGAGGCCUUCGUUAUAUUAUUGUUUGUCUGGCAGUUGUCAAGAGAUGGAUUUCUAUGCUCUCCCAGUGUUCAGUAGGAUCGUGGCUACUGUGCUUAUUAUAAUAAAGUAUUUGAUAUCUAUGUGUGAUGACAAGAUGGUAUAGCAAAUUUUGUCAAGGAACACUUUAUAAGAUCUUUGGGAAAACGUUUUUGUUUUCCUCAAAGAUCCCAAACACAAAGAAAGUAUCUCAGGCUAGAUCUGCCUUAUAUCCCAGGAUCUGAUCCCAGAUUAUCUUGUCCUAGAUUAUCUGGCAGCAUAGACUCAUACAAUCCAGUUCAAAGCAGAUAAUCUUGGAUAAGAUCCUGGGAUAUAGGGCAGCAUAGAAUCUAGCCUCAGAUAGCAGCCAGCUCAUGCAUGUUUCCCUUUCUCAGAUUCUUUUACUGCCCAGUUUCUACUUCUAAGGAGGGAGAAAGUUGUAUGUCGUGUGUAUAAUGUAAAGUGGAUCAUUCUGCUACAAUGAAAGAUGUAACUAGCCAAAAUAUUCAUAUGUAAGUUCUUCCAUAUGUUGCACAUAUAUUCUAACAAAUUAUGCAUAUUUUGGUAGAGCACCAGAAGAAGAGCAGUGCUGGAAAACUAAAAUAAUCAGAUAUUAGUUUACACCAAGCUCACUGGGAAUAUUUUUAUGAUGUAGGAGCUUUUUCAGGGGAAAAGAUAACAUCUAUAUGAAAAGGACAAGGUGAGAAAUUUUAUGUUUAGACAGCAUUUAUCUGGAAGCACGUUUCAAACCGUUUUUUGCAAGUGAAUCAGCUACUAGUGCUGAUAGUACUUUAGCUUGACUAAGUGGAUAUAUUGUUCCAUUUACAUAAAUUCUCAAGAUAACCAAUUGUUGUCAGUCUCUCCCCCCCCCCCCCCAAAAAAAAAAAAGAAGUGACUCUGCCAUCUUGGAAAAUUCUAAUUGCAACUUACAAGCAGGUUUGCAGAAAUGCAAAUUUCAAUAUUACAUUAAAUACCCUAUUCCCAGGCAUUUAGCUCUCCCUAUCUUUGUGUUUUGCGGUCUUUUCCUGCUUCAAGAAAUGCAACCCACAUGACAUCAGGACACAGACAGUUGUACUUGGCAUGAUGGAGUGGGGACACAAAUGCAGAGUUCCCCUUGUUUAUUGCAAUACAUCAUUUAGCCUUAAAUAACAGCAUUGCUUUAGGUACUAAAUUCAAACACUUGAAGCAAAGCUGACCAAAUGUAGCCUAUAUUAACAUGCAUGGAAUCCUUGUUUCCAAAGCAGCUGAUCUUGCAUGCAAUAUUUUAACUUCUAUUUAGAAAUGUUUUCUAGCGAGAAAUGAGCUGUGUUGUAGAUUGUUUGUCUCUCUUUACGUAUUGCUCUAUCCAUGUGUGCUUAAAAUCUCACUGCACUUUAUUGUGCAGCUCUCCAACAAAACAAAGCUUGGAGAAUUUCUAAAUCUGUUGUACAGAAAUGCACAAAGCAUCCCAUUGUGCCUCUAAACUUUGGUGUGACAUUUUUUUAAAUGACUGCAUGAUGUAUAUACAGAAAAAAAGGGGGGGGGGGACCUAAAUUUCUCAGUGCAUGCUAGGAACAUCUGGGCAAAUAAUAAAAUAUUUGCUUAACUCAGGAUGCAUCUUUUAUUAAGAAGCUGAGUGCCAUGUAGGGUGUCUUUUUGGUGAAUUCCUGCCUUUUAAAACAAUACUUAAUUGUUUAAGCACACGGAUAGUUCUGUCCAGCUUUCCUUGGUUUAAGCAUUACACUGAAAGCCCUAAACAGAGUUGUUCAGUUUCAAAGUUCUCAUUGACAAAAUGAGUCUAUGUGGACCCCCCCCCCCCAAGUUUACUGCAUUUAUUACAAAGCUACAUUAUUUAAUUUAGCUUAACUGUGGACUUGGGUUUUUAUUGAAUUGAUCUGUGCUUCUGUAUAACAGGGUCAGGUUAUAUUUAGAGGCUCUAUAAAACAAAAAUAAAUGGUGUGAUGGAGAAACAGCUCUCUCUAUGCUAUGAUAUUUUUCUGUGUGCAAGAACACUUCUGCACAGAAAUUCCAGGUAUGAGCUCUCAGCUGCUGUUUAAAGUGUUAUAUUAGCCGUGCAGUCCUAUGUGUCUACUCAGAAAUAAAUCUCAUUGAGUUCAGUAUGGCUUAUUCCCAUGUAAAUGUCUAUAGGAUUGCAUCUUAAGAACUACAGGCUUACUGACAUCUUCUGAAAACUAAGCCAUAGUUUAACCAGAUGUUAGAAUUACUAUGGAAGAAAUUCACAAGAAGCCAAAAGGAAAAUGGAAUGUAUGUAAAGGAUAACCAAUGCUAAAUAAAAUAAUUUUAUGAAUAAAAA